This is a messenger RNA of Triplophysa rosa, 673 nucleotides long. It is a transcript of the gene scpp9, whose product is annotated as secretory calcium-binding phosphoprotein 9. NCBI's taxonomy places the organism in Eukaryota, Metazoa, Chordata, Actinopteri, Cypriniformes, Nemacheilidae. Bases 1 to 501 code for a protein of 166 amino acids. The transcript is spliced from 7 exons. The record is from RefSeq and is a predicted model, not a curated record.
AUGACAACAAUUGCUCAGAAACUCCGUCUGAUCAAUGGUCUGAAUGGUGGUCUGCUUACUGGUGUAAAUGGAGUCAACCCUGUUCUGAUGGGGGGUCUGAACACACCUCUGCUCCCAGGUGGUCCUGCUGUUUUAGGACAGCCACCACUAACACAGGUUGGGCCUGCAGCUGCGCUCCCCUCAUAUAUGCUUCAGCCGUUGCCUGUUGGAGGAGUUCCCUUUGGCCUGCCCAACAUUGGACCUCAGUUGACUUCCCCUUACUUUCCUCCUAAUGUGGGGCUGCCGUACUACCUUGGUGGACCCCCAAAUCAACCUAUAUUUCCUCAGCAACAACAAGUUGGGGCUGGGCAGAAUCCGGGAAAUACUCAGGUGGCACCACCAGGCCCACUGAACAGAUUUAAGCGUUCUUUCUUAAGAAGAACCACUGCAAGACCCCCUGUCUCAGUCACCCAGAUGUCAGCUCCGGUGAACCCUACUCUGCCUAGAAAUACUUUUGGGUAACUUAGGUAAAAAAGUUCAGGUUUGAAUAACCAAGGUAUGUUUCAUACAUCAAAUGGCACAUUUUAUAGAAACUUUAAUAGAUAAAAAUAUUAUUAUAUAUUAUACUCUUAACUUUUUUUGUUCUGUUGACAGGCACUUUCAGGAGAUCUCUUCUCAGCAACCUUAUUUUAAA